GACAUUUCUCAAGAUAUCUUCUUUUGUCUUCCACAAGAAGAGUCAUACAGGUUUUGAAUGAAAUGAGGGUAAAUAAAUGAUCGCUUUCUUCAGUGAGCUAUACCUGUAAUCUAAAGUAGAGGGUAAAUGAUUACCAUUGGAAUUAAUUUAGAAGUUAGAAUGAGAUCGAUUGUAAUGUACCACACAACGUAUUUGUUUAUGUAGGACUGAUGUGUGGCUUAACCGUCGUCUAGUUGUGUCUUUCAGCAGUCUAGCACAGUUUAAAGCAGCAUGAAUGAAUGAUUUGUGCAUUUAUAAAGACAUACUGAAGCAAAACUGUCAAAUUUAUACCUAAAGUCUUCCAAUCAAGAUUUAGAUUCUGUAAAUAAAAUAACCAAGUGGGUCAUCUACUGUAGUGCUUGUCUAAAAUGUGCUUCCAGUGAAAGUGAAGAGCAGAGUGGCAGCUGUCAAUCAUCCUCAUUAGAUAAGACAGGCUUAGUUUAAAAUGGCCUUCAAACUGGUCUGUGAUUUUCAAAGCAUAGAUGUGACCCUGUAUCACAAAACCAGUCUUAAGUAGCAACGGAACAUUUUUAGUAAAAGACAAAAAUACAUUGUAUGGGUCAAAAUUAUCGAUUUUUCUUUUAUGCCAAAAAUCAUUAGGAUAUUAAGUAAAGAUCAUGUUCCAUGAAGAUAUUUUGUAAAUUUCCUACCUUAAAUAUAUAAAAACUUUAUUUUUGUGAGUGGAUGGUCUGCCACAGUGUCCCUGUUUAACAACUUCAAAGGCAAUUUUCUCAAUAUUUUGAUUUUUUGCUUGUUGUAUCUCAGUCAGAUAUUGUCCUAUUCUAACAACUCAUACAUCAAUAGAAAUCUUAUUUAUUCAGCUUUCAGAUUAUGUAAAAAUCUCAAUUUCGAAAAAUUGACCCAUAAGACUGGUUUAUUGUUGUCCAGGGUCACAGAUAGACAAAAAUGCUGAGGCUGGCUGUCCUCAAUGUGCUUUGUUACUUUCACUCAUAAUGGUUGACCCAUAAGGACGCAAAUCAUGAAAUGUGUUACCUGUCACUACUUAGAUCAUAAGUUUGUAACGGAAAGAUGUUUAUACAGGUACAUCACAAUCUGAUGUAAUAUACAAUCUUUAAUAUGAUUUGGACUAUAAGAGCUGCAAAUUAAUCCAUGUGUUAAAGAGACAUAACACAUUUGAACAGAUUUCUUGGUUAUAAUGGGAAUUGUAUUCAUUUGAACGGAGUUGAUAAUGGUCAGUUUAGGUCUCAAAUGUGUUGAUAUUGGUGGAUUGUUAUCUGGCAGAUUAAAUCCUACAUGACUAAGACCCAAAGCACACUACGUAAAGGAAUGUCAUCAUGGUUUCUAUAGCAGCCAACAGUAAUUAAUGUUAUUUGUAAUGGAAACCAUUACGAGUUUGAAUUAUUUAUUUUCAGUAGAGUAUUGGCUCGAGAACUCCCCAAAAUAACAACGCUGGCGCAAUGUUGCCCCCUUGUGGUAACGUUCGAGGCCAAAACUAUCAUAAAAAUGGAACAGCGACGGUGUAGUUUUCUGUCAGAUGAGAUGGACAUCUUAAAGAUGUCUGUAAGAUGUUUAUUGUAUGUAAAUCUGUCUUUUCGAAAAUGGUUAUCAAAUGUCAAACCAUUUCACAGUAGGCUGCCUAUACAGGGCUAUAUCAUUAGCAUUUACAAAUAUUGGACAUCCCUUUCAUUUAUAUUCACUUUAAGAACCUCAAAAGACACAAAAUACUAAUCACUUAAGAUUCAGAUUUGCCCAAACAACAAACACAACGUUAUCGAUCUCUCAUAUUUUUGUGCAUUAGACCUAAGUUACCCAAGUACGUGAGGCACCCGGUCCUGCGACUCAUUUGGUAACAUGAUCACUUGUUUGCUGCCCACCUUCUGAGCGACAUUACCUGUAUUAACAACUGUUGCGCACCUCGUGACUGUUUUAGCAUCCGGCACUUAUUCCUUAACGCUUGAUAUCAACAUUGCGGCACGAAUGCCGAGCUAAUUUUAUUCGAAAAACAUUGUAAUCAAAAUAAUUAAGCAGUCCUUCAUGCCGAUGGCACGUGAUGACGGAUAAAUCCGCUUCCGGUUGUGUUUCUAUGGAAACCGCAUUGUUUGAGGAAGAACUGCAAACUUCGGCGUAGGCUAUACCGCAAAAUAACGGAUACGAGAGAAGUGGUUAAAGAAAAUGCCUACCUCAUCGGGGGCCUUUAAACCUCAUGGGGCUGAUGCUUUGCAGAGGUACAAUGCUUUACCUCCUAUACCAACCAUAAAGGUCGAGGGGGGUAGGACAGGGUUCGACCUCCCAGAGCACAGACAGACUCUGAGGAGAAGAUUCCUCCAACACAGUAGAAGUAAAGUACAGCAGCAACAGAUCCAAAGCAUGAUAGCUGACAGGGCAAUGCAAACUUACCAAAGGAUCCAGAGAGCCGGACCAGUUCCUCCUCGACCCCCUGAACCAGAGCUUCCCUCAACAAUAAUGAGUGAAAAGAGGAAGGAAUAUGAGAACUUCUUGCAUCUUAAAGAAUGCGUCGAACUCAGUCCAGUCGCACCCUUUCAGCCACAGUGGCUGGAAGGUAUGCUGGCUCGAGUAUCCCCCCAGCUCCAGCAGGGGCCCGGAAGACAGAGGUUGCUGGAGCAAAUAUGCGAAGAGGUCAAAGAGAACUAUCAAAAAGUGAUAAUACAGUACAAAGUAAAUAUCACAUUAAGAGACCCGAGGUUAACAGACACAGAUCUUCCUCAAGAGUCCGGUGUAUUUGCAGAGAUUCCAGAUUUCUCCUGUCCGUGGCAUGACAGUUUUGUGCAGAGCCGAAAAGAGAUACAAAAAAAUCUACACAUAUUACAUCCAGCCAUGAAAAGCAUCUUGGAUAUUUGUCACAGCACGUUCUCCCAUCUGCUCCUCACUGAUCUCUCAGACUGCAGGUCGACAGGGCCUGUAGACUGUCAAAGCCUGAAGAACAAAGUGGCUGUGGAGUGUCAGAGAGUCGAGGAGAGGCUUAUGAAAUCUUGGUUACCCCAAGUUAUUCACCUUCUUACUAGCAAAGCCAUACUGCAGGGAGUUAAACCCAGAAAGCUUGACUCCUUUUAUAACUGUGCUUCAACACUGAUAUCCAAUAAGCUGAAGACGCUAGUUGAGAGGAGUGUGGUGGCAUUUGUCGGCCUCUUUGAUCCAUUUAACAUCAGCAAGCUUCCUCUUUUCAAAAUGGACUUGAUUUUCGAUGAUGAAAAGAUGGAUUUCUACCCCAGCUUUCAUGAUCUAGAGGAGACUGUACUAGAAAUGUUAAACCUCAUCACCAAUACCAUGCAGAAAGUACAGACGAUCCAGUCGUGGUUAGCGGAGACAGACGUCUCAAUGGUGGAUGCCAGGCUUCCAGAUCAUGUUAAGAUGUGGGCACAAGACACUGUUAGGAACGCUGUGAGGAAAAACUUGGAUGGACCUGCCAAACACUUUCAGAGCUAUGUUAACACCUAUGACUGGUUAGUCAAUGGAACCGCACAGGCACAAGUACAAGCAUUAAUGGAAGAAGAGCAUUCCUUUGAAGAGUACACUAAGAAAGUGGAGCGUUACAGGUCAUUGUCACAGGAGAUAUCCGGUCUUCCCUCUCUAAUACAUUUUGACAUGGUACGGCUUGACUGUGAGGAGCUCAAGCAAGGCCUCGCAAAGAAAGCCGAUGCAUUUUCCAAAGCUCUUGUCGGAAAGCUUGUUACCUCACACCAUCGAUCCAGUCUUCAGAUCUGUAAUGAGUUUGAGAUCAUUAGAGACACGGCUUUCAAAGUCCCUGAGUCAACGGAGGAAAUGACAGAGAUGAUUACUUACAUUGAACAUGUGAAAACUAAGGGAAUACGGGAGCUCAACAACAGGAUAAAAGAAAUACAGCACAGGUUGAAUUAUCUGUUGGCUGUUCAUAUUUUUGAUUCAGAGCAUCUUGAAAUAAAUGCCGCAGUGCUGCUCUGGCCAGAAAACAUUUACCCGAUCUUUAACCAAAGUGACAAGGUGAUGGAAGAGGCCAAGUGUAAAGGUCAGCAGGAACUUCUGGGACGGAGAGAGAAGCUGUUGCUUGAUUUGAAGAAAGUAGGCCGCAGAAUAGAGGAAUUUGCAGAGUGCUCUGAACUCGAUAUGAUGCAACAGUAUGCUACUGAUGUCAGAACAGUGCAGAAAAGAAUUCAGGAUAUUGAGGAUUCAAUUGUCUUCAUCAACAAAGAGGAAGCACUUUACAAAUGGGACCAAACCUUUUAUUCAGAGCUAGAAGUGAUGAAGGAAACCGUUGAGCCCUAUCAGAAGCUCUUCAAUGUGGUUCUGAAAUGGCAGCGCACAAAGAAGAGAUGGAUGCAUGGAUCGUUCUUGGAUUUGAAUGGUGACAGUAUUGAACAGGAGGUUGAGGAGUUCCUCAGAGAGAUAUACAAGAUGCUGAAGUCCUUCCAGCAGAAACAAAAGAAGGCUGAGCAGGAAAGAGAGAAAAUCGAAGGCGUAAAGAGGAGGUCCAAAGAAGAAGAGGAAGAAAAGCAAGAAAAUGCAACUAUUCUCAUUUGCUCCAGUGUUCUGGAUCAAGUCAAAGAGUUCAAGGAGUGUAUUCCAUUAGUGUCCAUUCUGUGUAACCCCGGCAUCAGACCUCGACACUGGGAGCAGAUGUCAGAAGUCGUGGGCUACGAUUUGACGCCCGACUCAGGCACCACUCUGCAAAAGGUCCUCAAACAGAACCUCACCUCUUACUUGGAGCUGUUUGAGAGUAUCAGUGUAGGAGCCAGUAAAGAAUUUGCUUUGGAGAGGGCCAUGCAAAACAUGGUGGAGGUCUGGGAUUCAGUGUCAUUUCAACAUUUUCCAUACAGAGAUACUGGUGUGUCCAUCCUCUCAUCUGUGGAUGAGAUCCAAACCAUGCUGGAUGACCAGAUUGUGAAAACUCAAACCAUGAGGGGUUCUCCGUUCAUCAAGCCUUUUCAGAAAGAAAUCAAGGUCUGGGAGGAGCGUUUGAUCCGUAUCCAAGACACUAUAGAUGAGUGGCUGAAGGUACAACGCCAGUGGCUUUACCUGGAGCCCAUCUUCAGCUCAGAGGACAUCAUGAAGCAGAUGCCUGAGGAGGGUCGUCUCUUUCAGAUUGUAAACAAGCACUGGAGGGAGGUCAUGAAACACUGUGUGAAUGACCCAAAGGUUUUGCCUGCAACCUGUCUUCCUGGCUUGUAUGAAAAACUACAAGAGUGUUAUGUCCUUCUUGAAAACAUAUUGAAAGGCCUGAACGCAUACCUUGAGAAGAAAAGAUUGUUUUUUCCAAGAUUCUUCUUCCUGUCAAAUGAUGAAAUGCUGGAGAUCCUCUCUGAAACCAAGGAUCCUUUGCGAGUACAGCCCCACCUGAAGAAAUGUUUUGAGGGCAUCGCCAAACUGGACUUCCUGCCUAACCUGGACAUCCAGGCCAUGUACAGCAGUGAGGGCGAGCGUGUGGAGCUCAUCCAGCGGAUCUCCACCUCUGAAGCGCGAGGAGCUGUGGAGAAGUGGUUGGUGCAGGUGGAAGACAUCAUGUUGAAGAGUGUCAGAGACGUGAUCAAUCGCUCCAGGCUGGCUUAUCCAGAGACUAAGAGGAGUCAGUGGGUACGCGAGUGGCCUGGUCAGGUGGUUCUCUGUACUUCUCAGAUGUAUUGGACGCUGGAGGUCCAUGAGGCCAUACGAAGUGGAGCUAAUGGUCUGAAGAAGUACUAUGAGCAGCUUCAGAAUCAACUGAAUGAUAUCGUGGAGCUGGUGAGGGGAAAGCUGCCCAAGCAGACACGCACCACUCUGGGAGCUCUGGUGACCAUAGAUGUGCAUGCCAGAGAUGUUGUCAUGGAAAUGAUUGAGAAAGGUGUUUCUAGCGAGACAGAUUUCCAGUGGCUCGCACAGCUACGUUACUACUGGGCCAAUGACAAUGUUCGUGUACGCAUCAUAAACUGUGAUGUGAAGUACGCUUAUGAAUACCUGGGCAACUCUCCUCGACUGGUCAUUACACCCCUAACAGACAGAUGCUACCGAACUCUGAUUGGGGCAUUUUACUUGAAUUUGGGCGGAGCUCCUGAGGGCCCUGCAGGCACAGGCAAAACCGAAACCACCAAAGAUCUGGCCAAAGCCCUCGCUGUGCAGUGUGUGGUGUUCAACUGCUCUGAUGGGCUGGACUAUCUAGCCAUGGGAAAGUUCUUUAAGGGGUUGGCAUCUUCGGGAGCCUGGGCAUGCUUUGAUGAAUUUAACCGGAUCGAGUUGGAAGUUCUGUCGGUGGUCGCUCAGCAGAUCUUGUGUAUUCAGAGAGCCAUUGAGAUGAAGCUUGAGUAUUUUGACUUUGAAGGCACAGAGUUACGGCUCAACCCCAACUGCUUUGUGGCCAUCACUAUGAACCCUGGAUACGCCGGGCGUUCUGAACUUCCGGAUAACCUCAAGGUCUUAUUUAGAACAGUGGCAAUGAUGGUGCCCAACUAUGCACUGAUAGCUGAGAUCUCCUUGUACUCAUUUGGCUUUCUCAAUGCUAAGCCUCUCUCAGUGAAGAUUGUGAUGACAUACAGACUGUGCUCUGAGCAGCUCUCUUCUCAGUUUCACUAUGACUACGGCAUGAGAGCAGUUAAAGCAGUGCUGGUGGCGGCUGGGAACCUCAAACUCAAAUUUCCAGAUGAAAACGAGGAUAUACUUCUUCUCCGGUCCAUUAAGGAUGUUAAUGAGCCCAAGUUUCUCUCUCAUGAUAUUCCUCUUUUCAACGGAAUCACCAGUGACCUGUUCCCAGGAAUUUCUUUGCCCUUGGCUGAUUAUAAGCUGUUCCUGGAAUGUGCUCAGGAGUGCUGCAGAAAUCACAACGUGCAGCCUGUCAAGGUUUUUAUAGACAAAAUGAUUCAAACGUAUGAGAUGAUGAUAGUUCGUCACGGGUUCAUGCUUGUCGGCGAACCGUUUGCUGGAAAAACCAAAGUUCUUCAUGUUCUCGCAGACACUUUAACUCUAAUGAAUGAAAGGGGCUAUAAUGAAGAAGAAAAAGUUGUGUUUCAAACUGUCAACCCUAAAUCUAUUACGAUGGGUCAACUGUUCGGUCAGUUCGACCCUGUAUCCCACGAGUGGACUGAUGGAAUUGUUGCUAACACCUUUCGAGAAUUCGCAUCAGGUGAGACCCCCGACAGGAAGUGGGUGGUGUUUGAUGGACCUAUAGACACAUUGUGGAUUGAGAGCAUGAACACUGUGCUGGAUGACAAUAAAAAGUUGUGCCUCAUGAGUGGAGAGAUAAUCCAAAUGUCCAGUCAGAUGAGUCUGAUUUUUGAAGCCAUGGAUCUGUCACAAGCUUCUCCAGCCACAGUGAGUCGCUGUGGAAUGAUCUAUUUGGAGCCGUCUCAGUUAGGAUGGACUCCUCUGGUUCAGUCAUGGAUGAAAACGCUUCCUGAGCCCCUUCAGACACCAGACAAUUCUACAUUACUGCAACAGCUCUUUGACUGGCUGCUUCCUCCAGCACUCAACCUGUUACGAAAACACUGUCGGGAGGUUAUUCCCACCAGCAACAGUAACACGGUUGUGUCUCUCACACGGCUCUUUGAGAUACUCCUGUCUGAGCCUUUAAAAGAAGAUCCAGGGAAUAAAAACAUACGCACAUGGAUUAUGGCUGCUUUUGCCUUCGCUUUGGUGUGGUCCGUUGGUGGUUGCUGCGAUACGGACAGCCAAAGUCGAUUCGAUCAGUUUCUGAAGGAAAUUGUGUCCGGAAAAGCAGAAAAACAUCCCAUACCUGUGUCGAGAUGGGAAUGUCCGUUUGAUGAGAAAGGUCUCGUGUACGACUACAGUUAUGAGUUUAAAGGGAAAGGCCGAUGGGUCCACUGGAACGAGUCCAUCAAAAAUGUAGCAUUAGGCGACAAGAACACAAAAGUACAAGAUAUCAUCGUCCCCACAAUUGACACAGUGCGAUACACUUAUCUAAUGGAUCUCUGCAUUCAGUAUGGGAUGCCUCUUCUCCUUGUUGGCCCCACCGGCACUGGCAAAUCUGUUUAUGUAAAAGAAAAACUAAUGAACAAUCUGGACAAAGAUCUCUUCCUUCCCUUCUUCAUCAACUUCUCAGCUCGCACCAGUGCCAAUCAGACCCAGAACAUUAUCAUGUCCAGACUAGACAAAAGGCGGAAGGGAGUAUAUGGACCUCCUAUGGGAAAGAAAUGCAUCAUUUUUGUGGACGAUAUGAAUAUGCCGGCAAAGGAGGCGUUUGGUGCACAACCUCCAAUUGAGCUGCUUCGUCAGUAUUUUGACCAUGGAAACUGGUAUGACCUGAAGGAAACUUCCAAAAUCACAUUGAUGGACAUACAGCUGAUCGCCGCGAUGGGUCCCCCUGGUGGUGGGAGGAAUGCGGUGACCCCUCGGUUCCUUCGCCAUUUCAACAUCUACAGUAUCAAUUCAUUCAGCGAUGAGACCAUGGUUCGAAUUUUCUCAAAUGUUGUGGCCUUUUACCUCCGAACCAAUGAUUUCCCACCUGACUGCUUUACGCUCGGGAAUCAGAUAGUCAGAGCCACACUUGAAGUUUAUAAAAAGGCCAUAGAAAAUCUCCUUCCCACCCCGGCCAAGUCUCAUUACACUUUCAACCUGCGAGAUUUUUCACGUGUGGUGCAGGGCUGCCUGCUUCUGAAGAAAGAAUCGCUUUCGAACAAGCGAACGAUGAUUCGUCUUUUUGUGCAUGAACUGUACCGUGUCUUCUACGACCGGCUUGUGGACGACAAAGACAGAGCCUGGCUUUUCACUCUUAUAGGAGAAAUCGUAAAGCAGCACUUUAAGGAGAACUUCGAUACGGUCUUUGAACAUCUUAGGGACGAUAACAAGCCUCUUUGUGAAGAGAACAUGCGGAACCUGUUAUUUGGUGAUUAUAUGACACCUGACGUGGAUGAAAGCGAGCGGCUCUAUGCUGAGGUUCCCUCCAUGGUGCGCUUUGGCGAGGUCGUGGAAGCUUGUCUGGAGGAGUACAACCAAACCCACAAGAACUGCAUGAACUUGGUCAUAUUCCGUUAUGUGCUGGAGCACCUGUCCAGGAUAAGCCGUGUGUUAAAACAGCCCGGGGGAAACGCUCUGUUGGUUGGGGUCGGAGGCAGUGGACGUCAAUCCAUCACCAGGCUUGCCACUUUUAUGGCUAAUAUGACCCUGUUCCAACCUGAGAUCUCCAAAAGCUAUGGCAUGAAUGAAUGGAGAGAUGAUCUCAAGCGGCUAAUGAAGAAUGCUGGGGUUAAGGGCCAGAAAAUGGUGUUCCUGCUCACUGAUGCUCAGAUAAAGGACGAAGCCUUUUUGGAGGAUGUGGACAGCCUUUUAAACACAGGAGAGGUGCCUAACAUCUUCGCUGUGGAUGAGAAGCAAGAAAUCAUGGAGGCUGUGCGGCCCAUUGCUCAAGCUGGGAAUAAAAAUGUGGAGUUCAGUCCUUUGGCUCUUUUUGCUUAUUUUGUGAAUCGCUGCAGAGAGAACUUACAUAUAGUGGUAGCCUUCAGUCCAAUAGGAGAUGCCUUCAGAAACCGCCUGAGACAGUUUCCCUCUCUCAUUAACUGCUGCACCACAGACUGGUUUCAGCCGUGGCCUGAGGAGGCUUUGGAGCGAGUGGCUAAUAAGUUCUUGGAGACAUUGGAGCUAAGCGAUCUUGAGCGACAGGAAAUUGUGCCAAUCUGCAAGACCUUCCACACUUCUGCUAUCGAUUUGUCGCAAAAGUUUUUGUCAGAUCUGGGUCGCCAUAACUACGUGACUCCUACCUCUUACCUGGAGCUCAUCGCUGCCUUCAGACUUCUUCUCACUCAGAAACGUGACACAGUCAUGAAUGCUAAAAAUAGAUAUACAAAUGGACUGGACAAACUAGCUUUCGCAGAGUCUCAGGUAGGUGAAAUGAAGAGGGAGCUUGUGGAUCUUCAGCCUAAACUGGAGCAAGCUAAGAUUGACAACACCAAAAUAAUGAAAGUGAUAGAGGUCGAGUCAGUAGAGGUUGAGGCUAAAAGCAAACUUGUCCGUGUGGAUGAGGAAACAGCUACUCUUAAAGCCAAUGAAGCCCAGGCUCUGAAGAAUGAAUGCGAAAGUGAUUUGGCAGAGGCCAUUCCUGCACUGGAGGCGGCACUCUCUGCACUAGACACACUCAAGCCAGCUGAUGUGGCGAUUGUUAAAACGAUGAAGAACCCUCCAUCAGGAGUGAAGUUGGUUAUGGCAGCAGUGUGUGUGAUGAAGGACAUCAAACCAGAGAAAAUCAAUGAUCCUGCUGGAACCGGACAGAAGAUUCUUGACUACUGGGGUCCAAGCAAGAAGCUACUGGGCGACAUGAAUUUCCUCAAGGACCUGAAGGAAUAUGACAAAGACAACAUUCCUGCUCAAGUGAUGGCUAAAAUCCGUAGUGAGUACAUGACCAACCCCGACUUUGACCCCUGCAAAGUGGCGAAGGCCUCAUCUGCUGCUGAGGGGCUUUGCAGAUGGAUUACAGCUAUGGAGGUUUAUGACAGAGUUGCCAGGGUGGUGGCUCCUAAGAAGGCUAACCUUAUCGUGGCCCAGCAAUCCCUGGCCGCCACCAUGGCCCUGCUGAACCAGAAGAGGGCGGAGCUAAAGGAAGUGGAGGAUCGCUUGGCCUCCCUGAAGAAGACUUUUGAGGACAAGACUGAAGAGAAAGCUCAACUGGAGUACCAAGUGGACCUCUGCGCUCGAAAGCUGGACAGAGCCGAGAAGCUUAUCGGAGGUUUAGGAGGAGAAAAGACAAGAUGGUCGCACGCAGCCGACAGCCUUCAGCACACAUAUGAUAACUUGACAGGCGAUGUGCUAAUAUCUUCUGGAGUUAUUGCUUACCUGGGAGCUUUUACUGCCAGCUUCCGCCACGAGUCUACCAAAACCUGGGUCAAGCUCUGCAAGUCCAAGAAGAUCCCGUCAUCUGAUGACUUCUCUCUGAGUAAGACACUCGGCGAUCCGAUUCUGAUAAGGACCUGGAAUAUUGCCGGCCUGCCCACAGACAGUUUCUCUGUUGACAAUGGUGUUAUAGUGAGCAACUCCAGAAGAUGGCCUUUGAUGAUUGAUCCACAGGGUCAGGCCAACAAAUGGGUGAAAAACUCUGAACGGGAGAAUAACCUGAACGUGAUUAAGCUAACCGAUGGAGAUUUCAUGAGAAUGCUUGAGAACUGCAUCCAGUUUGGUACUCCACUAUUGCUGGAGAACGUAGGGGAAGAGCUGGACCCGUCCUUAGAGCCACUUCUGCUCAAACAAGUUUUCAAACAAGGUGGGAUGGACUGUAUUAGAUUGGGAGAGAGUGUGAUCGAGUACUCCUCUGACUUCCGCUUUUACAUCACCACGAAGCUGAGGAACCCUCAUUAUUUGCCUGAGUUGGCCACCAAAGUGUGCCUGCUUAACUUCAUGAUCACCCCAGAGGGUCUUGAAGACCAGCUGCUUGGCAUUGUGGUGGCAAAAGAAAGACCUGAACUAGAGAAUGAACGGAAUGCCCUGAUCCUUCAGUCUGCAGCCAAUAAGAAACAGCUUAAGGAGAUUGAGGACCAAAUCCUUGAGACUCUGUCUUCAGAGGGCAACAUCCUGGAGGACGAGAGGGCCAUCCAGAUCCUAGAUGCUGCCAAGAUCAUGUCUAAUGAGAUUACUAAGAAACAGCAGAUCGCAGAGAAGACUGAGAUUGAAAUAGCUGAGUCGAGAGAAGGUUACAGACCCAUUGCAACACACUCGUCCAUCCUCUUCUUCAGUAUCGCUGAUCUGGCCAACAUCGACCCUAUGUAUCAAUACUCUCUCAACUGGUUUGUCAACCUCUAUGUCAACUCCAUACAAGACAGCUACAAAUCAAAGAUUCUAGAGAAGAGGCUCAAAAACCUGAAUAGUCACUUCACCUAUAAUCUGUACUGCAAUGUGUGCCGGUCUCUUUUUGAGAAGGACAAACUUCUCUUCUCUUUCUUGCUUUGCUGUAACCUGCUGCUGGCUAAGAAGGAGAUAAAAUACUCUGAAUUUAUGUUCCUGCUCACGGGUGGUGUGGGGCUACAGACCAAGGUCCCCAAUCCUGACCCAACCUGGCUUCCAGACAAGAGCUGGGAUGAGAUCUGUAGAGCCAGUGAUCUUCCAGCACUACAGGGCCUAAAGGAGAGUUUCAUAAAGAGUCCUGAGAGUUUCCUGGCCAUUUAUGACAGCAAAGAGCCAUACAACACAGCUCUGCCAAAGCCUUGGUGUGAUCAACUGAACGAGCUUCAGAAAAUUAUAAUUUACAGAUGCCUUCGACCUGAUAAAAUUGAGCCAGCAAUCAGCAAGUUUGUAACUUAUAAACUGGGAAAGAAAUUUGUUGAAUCUCCUCCGUUUGACCUCAGUAAGAGCUACGUUGACUCCAACUCCACUAUUCCACUGAUUUUUGUGCUGUCUCCUGGUGCGGACCCUAUGGCUAGUCUGCUGAAAUUCGCCAAUGAUAUGAACAUGGCUGGCUCCCAGUUUAAAUCAAUCUCUCUUGGACAAGGUCAGGGUCCCAUAGCUGUGAAGAUGAUCCGCUCGGCCAUGAAAGAGGGCACCUGGGUGUGCUUACAGAACUGUCACCUGGCCGUGUCCUGGAUGUCCACUCUGGAAAAGAUCUGCGAAGACCUCAGUCCAGAUUCCUGCCAUCCAGAGUUCCGUCUGUGGCUGACCAGCUAUCCAUCACCCAUGUUUCCAGUGACCAUCCUGCAGAAUGGAGUGAAGAUGACCAAUGAGCCUCCCACUGGCUUGAGGUUAAACCUGUUACAGUCCUAUCUUUCUGAUCCUGUCUCUGACCCGGAGUUCUUCAGUGCGUGUCCUAACAAAGAGCUAGUCUGGGAAAAGCUGCUGUACGGAGUUUGCUUUUUCCAUGCUCUUGUCCAGGAAAGGAAAAAGUUUGGCCCAUUGGGAUGGAACAUUCCUUAUGGAUUUAACGAGUCAGAUCUGCGCAUUAGCAUCAGACAGCUGCAGCUCUUUGUGAACGAAUACGAGGAAGUUCCUUUUGAGGCCAUCACGUAUCUGACUGGAGAGUGUAACUAUGGAGGGCGUGUGACAGAUGACUGGGAUCGUCGGCUGCUUAUGACCAUCCUUGCUGACUUUUACAAUAAAGACAUCAUUGAGAACCCACGCUACUCCUUUUCCCCCAGCGGCAAUUAUUACGCUCCUCCAAAGUCCAUAUAUGAAGACUAUGUCGAGUUUAUUAAGAACCUGCCUUCUACUCAGCACCCCGAGGUGUUUGGUAUGCACGAGAACGUGGACAUCUCCAAAGAUCUUCAACAAACUAAACUGCUGUUUGAUUCGCUGAUCCUGACUCAGGGCGGUGGAUCAAAGGGAGGAGGCAGUUCUGGAGGGGAUAGUACUCUACUUGACAUAGCUAAUGACAUACUGUCUAAACUUCCAGGUAACUUUGACAUUGAAUCAGCUCUCAUCAAAUUUCCUGUGCGGUAUGAGGAAAGCAUGAACACAGUGCUUGUGCAGGAGAUGCAGCGAUACAACAAUCUGAGUGGCAUUAUACGUGUGAGUCUGCAGAACCUAAUAAAGGCCAUUAAGGGGCUGGUAGUGAUGGAUGCAGAGCUGGAGGCUGUAGCUGGCAGUCUGCUGGUGGGAAAAGUGCCAGAAAAAUGGGCCAAAUGCUCCUAUCUCAGUCUCAAGCCACUGGGCAGCUAUGUCACUGACUUCCUAGCCCGACUCAAAUUUCUGCAGGAGUGGUACGACACACACAAGCCCCACGUGUUCUGGCUGUCUGGGUUUUUCUUUACUCAGGCAUUCAUUACAGGUGGCUUACAGAAUUAUGCCAGGAAAUACUCCAUCCCUAUUGACCUUCUUGGCUUUAAUUAUGAGGUUUUGCCUUUUGACACUGCAAACUCUUCUCCUGAAGAUGGGGUUUACAUUCAUGGCCUUUUCCUCGAUGGAGCUCGUUGGGAUAGAAAAAGUGGAGUUUUGGCUGAACAAUAUCCCAAAGUUCUAUUUGACGCAGUUCCUAUCAUAUGGAUCAAACCAGUUGACAAGAGGGUAAUGGAACAGCCCCACAACAUCUAUGUGUGUCCCCUCUACAAGACCAGUGAACGAAAAGGGACACUGUCCACCACCGGCCAUUCCACAAACUUUGUCAUCAGCAUGAUGCUCCCUACCAGCAAGCGCCCUCAGCACUGGAUCAAAAGAGGCGUGGCCUUACUCUGUCAACUGGAUGAUUGACACUUAACCUUUUGCCUUCUAAACCAGCACUUUAUCAUUAUAUUGCUCUCAUGUGUGAUUUUGUAAUAUUCCACUUUUUAACCACUUCCAUUUAAAUCUGCAAUAUAAAAUGUUUUGAAAAAAUAAAAUGCAAAAUAAAGUAUGUUUACGAAAAUGCCAGAACCCCCCCCCAAUCUGCAAAUUCACGUGAUUGGU
Triplophysa rosa is the source of this 14271-nucleotide messenger RNA. RefSeq names its product dynein, axonemal, heavy chain 12 (gene dnah12). The transcript is spliced from 74 exons. Gene Ontology annotation, molecular function: ATP hydrolysis activity; dynein intermediate chain binding; minus-end-directed microtubule motor activity. NCBI's taxonomy places the organism in Eukaryota, Metazoa, Chordata, Actinopteri, Cypriniformes, Nemacheilidae. Bases 2173 to 14076 code for a protein of 3967 amino acids. Gene Ontology annotation, biological process: microtubule-based movement. Gene Ontology annotation, cellular component: dynein complex. The record is from RefSeq and is a predicted model, not a curated record.